This is a messenger RNA of Staurois parvus, 512 nucleotides long. The record is from the annotation of a GenBank genome assembly. Lineage: Eukaryota; Metazoa; Chordata; Amphibia; Anura; Ranidae.
AGCAGAGGGAUGGUCUACCUGCAUUCUAAAAACAUUUACCACCGGGACCUGAACUCUAAGAACUGUCUCAUCAGAGUGGCUCCCGCGGGGGGAGGGAAGCUGUAGUGACAGAUUUUGGUCUUGCCCGGGAGGUGGUGGAUCUGCCUGCAAAAAAUGGUGAAAGAAAAUUGUCUCUUGUGGGCUCUGCCUUCUGGAUGGCCCCAGAAAUGUUACGUGGAGAACCAUAUGAUCGCAAGGUUGACGUCUUUUCUUUUGGAAUUGUCCUUUGUGAGAUUAUUGGUCGAAUUCCAGCAGAUCCUGAGAUCCUUCCAAGAACAAGAGACUAUGGCUUGGACGUGGCUGCUUUUCAAGCACUAGUUAAAGACUGUCCUCAUCGAGUCCUGGAGUUAGCAGCCAGCUGUUGCAGGUUGGAGGCAUUUAAGAGACCGUCAUUCAGUGAGGUUUUGGACGAACUUGAAGACAUUGCAGAGACAUUAGAGUCCCAGACAGAGACACAGAGCUUGUCAUAUUGA